Molecule: messenger RNA, 1049 nt
Organism: Psylliodes chrysocephalus
Lineage: Eukaryota; Metazoa; Arthropoda; Insecta; Coleoptera; Chrysomelidae
Source: the annotation of a GenBank genome assembly
CGUUUAGUGUGCAUAAUAAAAACAAGAAAAGAAAAAUUUAUAUCCAAAAUAAUUAGUAAACUAGUAUCGUUUAUUUAAUUGUUCUAUUAAUGAUGAAUAUGAAUCUAGAACAAGAAGAUCGUUUAGAUAUUCGUGAAGGUAAUUUCGAAAACAAACCCGAUCUUAUUUCUGAACAAACCUAUAAAGACGAAGAUGUUGACGAUGUUUUUGAUGAGUUUGAAACCAAUACUCCUGGACAAAAUGUUGAAAUUAAAGAAGAAAUUAUAGAUUGUGAAGAGGCUAAAAUAGAACAACGUUCGGAUUUGCCGCCAAAAAUUAAUAGUGAUUCUUCGCCCGGAAAGAAAGUGGGAUUUUGUGCUAUAACUAUUAAAAGAGAACUCGAGGACAUUAGUGAAGUUAAAGCUACGGAUACCAGAAAUAUCAAGGAAUAUAUUGAUGAAUAUAUUCAGUCUAAAGUUGAACUUUUAACUACACAUUGUGAUUUACCGACUUUGAAAAAUGAAAAUACUGAAUAUCAAGAAAGUUUGAUAGAGUUGUGUGACAGUGAAGAAAAUGAAAGGACACCAAAUACGUUAAAAAACAACCCAAAUGUUACUAACAUAAAAAAGAGAAGAAAGCAGUAUCGUUCUCAAAAAGGCAAUGGGCAAAUAUACUUUCAGCAAGGCGGAGCUCCCCCUCAUUACUGUUUAGAAGUAAGGCAAUAUUUAAAUACCGUUUUUCCAGGACAAUGGAUAGGUCGUAGGGGUCCUGUUGAAUGGCCAGGCCGCUCCCCAGACUUGACCCCACUGGAUUUCUUUUUAUGGGGACAUUUGAAGUCUGUUGUUUACAGGACACCACCACAAUCCAUUGAUGAUUUGCGUAAUAGAAUCAUAGAGGAAUGUAGAGAUUUAACACCACAUGUCUUUGAAAAUAUUCGGAACGCUUUCGAGAAUAGACUGUACUAUUGUUUAAAUGUAAACGGUGAACAUUUUGAACAUUUGAUUUAUCUAAAAAAAUAAAAUGAGUCCUUACUUUAGUUUAUAAAGCGAAAUUUUGUUGUCUAUAAGAAU